UUCAUCUGCAAGGUCCAAACAUAGAGAAACACAACAGGAGAGGAAAUGAAUUGCUUUAGAUCUCGUCGUCCCAAAUACAGCUCCCCUACCAAUGAUAACAACUCUCUUGACAUGGCCUUUCCAUCAAAACAAGAAAACCCAGAAACCAAAAAAUCCAAAGAAGAAGUGUUGUUGCGUAUCCCAGGAUGCACAAUUAAUCUCAUGGAUGAAGGAGAGACAGCUGAACUUGCAAAAGGAGAUUUCGUACUUGUCAAGCUUAUUGAAGAGAAUAUUUCCCUUGCAACAAUUGUCAAAGUCGGUGAUGAUCUACAAUGGCCUCUCACAAAAGAUGAGCCGGUUGUGAAGCUUGACGCUUUCCAAUAUCUCUUUUCAUUGCCCAUCAAAGAUGGUGAUCCUCUGAGCUAUGGCGUGUCUUUCUCUGAAAAUUCUCCUACUGAAUUGGGUUUACUGGAUACAUUUCUGAAGGAGCAUUCAUGCUUUUCUAGCUCUUCUACUACUCAGAAUCGGCAUGUUGAUUGGAGGGAUUUUGCUCCAAAGGUUGACGAUUACAAUGGAGUCUUAGCUAAGGCAAUUGCAGGAGGGAGUGGUGAAAUCGUGAAGGGCAUUUUCAGAUGUAGCAAUGCUUACUCUAAAAAGGUUCAAAAGGGAGGGGAGAUGAUUCUAAGUCAAGUCGAGGAGAAGGAUGGUGUACCUGCAGUGGAAAAUAAGAGCACCAAAAGAGCUGGCAAGACAAAAAAUGGCGGUGUAAAGAAAAGUCUUAAACGGGUGAGGAAGAUAUCAAAGAUGACUGAGAAGAUGAGUAAAUCUCUGCUAGAUGGGAUCGGGAUUGCCACUGGAUCCAUCGUGGCGCCUUUGGCCAAGUCCCAGUCCGGAAAGGCAUUCCUAGCUAUGGUUCCUGGAGAGGUUCUCUUGGCUUCAGUUGAUGCUAUCAACAAGGUUUUGGAUGCAGUUGAAGUUGCUGAAAGACAAGCUCUCUCUGCCACAUCUGGUGCAGCAACCAGAAUGGUCUCCCAAAGGUUUGGGGAAAGUGCAGGGGAGGUGACAGGAGAUGUCUUUGCAACUGCAGGGCACUGUGCUUGUACCGCUUGGAAUAUCUUUAAGAUACGAAAGGCUAUUGAUCCAGCCUCCUCUGUCCCUUCAGCAAUACUGAAAAAUUCAGUAAGAAAGAGAAAAAAGUAAUACACAUACUACUCUACGUCUCUACCUGAACAAACCCAUCUGAUCAGAUAGACUGAGCAUCCAAAAUCACCAAACAAAGGAUUGAUGACUGAGAAAGUCACAGGAUCAAAUUAAUGUAUGAUAUCGAUCUUUAACUCUGGUAAGAAGAAACAAUGUAUGUCAUGGAUCUUUGACUCGGAGUAUUGCUCCAGCAAGGAAUUUCACCGGUUUAACUUAUGUUGUUCCUGAUAAUAGAAGGUUAUGUGUUUUUAAAUUUUGUACCUGACUACCUGACAUAUUGAUGAACCUGCAAUCUGAUGGGCACCUAAAAUAAACAACUCCUAGCACA
Telopea speciosissima is the source of this 1507-nucleotide messenger RNA. RefSeq names its product senescence/dehydration-associated protein At4g35985, chloroplastic-like. Lineage: Eukaryota; Viridiplantae; Streptophyta; Magnoliopsida; Proteales; Proteaceae. Gene Ontology annotation, cellular component: plasma membrane. The record is from RefSeq and is a predicted model, not a curated record. Bases 46 to 1179 code for a protein of 377 amino acids. The transcript has 5 exons.